Fusarium poae is the source of this 3369-nucleotide messenger RNA. RefSeq lists its product as uncharacterized. Gene Ontology annotation, molecular function: four-way junction helicase activity; ATP binding; 3'-5' DNA helicase activity. Gene Ontology annotation, biological process: double-strand break repair via homologous recombination. Gene Ontology annotation, cellular component: cytoplasm; chromosome. The transcript is spliced from 2 exons. The coding region runs from base 1 to 3369 and encodes 1122 amino acids. The record is from RefSeq and is a predicted model, not a curated record. NCBI's taxonomy places the organism in Eukaryota, Fungi, Ascomycota, Sordariomycetes, Hypocreales, Nectriaceae.
AUGGGUCUUGAUAGCUUCCAUUACAACGCCGAUCACCAGGUCAUAGUCUGCCGCCUCUGCGGAACAUGCCUGGUUCCGAAACAAACAAGCUGGAGGAGUCACUUGCGGGCCGAGCCGCACCGGAUGAAAGGUGACGAACUGCGACUGACGAUCGAGCGGUUUUUGAGCUACGAACUGCGCCCAGUUGAGGCAUUGCGGCAGUGGAGGGCCGAUAGAAAAAGGCCAUGCCGGCCUAUAGAGGGUCUUACCAUGUACGAAGGCUACAUCUGCACCUGCACGGAAGUCCAAUGUGACUAUUGCACGCGGCGGGCUAGGAAGAUGUACGAUCACAUGCCGGUUCACGGGAGGAAGGCCUCGGAGCAUACGAACGCUAUGCCUCUCUGGAGGGCAUGCAAGCUCCAGACAUACUUCACGGCUAAGGGCCUUAUCGACUAUUUUCUGGUCGAAGAAGACCCAUCUCUGCCACUAACGGGAGGAGCGCUGGCAGGGUCGGGCCUGUCCAUCAUGGCGUCCACGUCACAGGAGGAGGGAAAGCUGUUUGAAGACCUAAAGGCUGACAUUAUCCAGGCCUCGCGCGACCUAGAUAAGGAGGCCGAGAUUGUGCAAGACGUCGAGGCGUCACGGGCUGAUCGGGUACCCUGGCUUGUCCAUACCGGGUUCCCUACGCACCUGCAGGGUCUCCGCGAUACCGAGAUCAUGUCGUCAUAUGCAUUACCACGAAGCGGGGACGAUGAUGACGACGACGGCGGCGGCGGCGGCGGCGAUGGUGAUGAUGAUGACGAUGACGAUGACGAUGACGAUGACGAUGACGAUGACGAUGACGAUGACGAUGACGAUGACGAUGAUGGAGAAGAAGAAGGCGGCGCAGUUGACACGGAUAUAGAUCUCAGGCGUAUUCUUGCCGCAGCCGAGAGUACACUCAGAGAUGCAUAUAAGCUAUGCAGCGACAAAUCACCCGAUCGUAAGAUGACGCAGCAGCGUGCGAAGAGACUAAGCAAUUUCCGCAGCGACGAUAGCCAUAUGAGCAGUGCAAAAGCCAGCAAAUUCCGCAGCUUUAAGAACGAGUCAUCCCUUACCUCCUAUUUCCGGAUCACAAAGCAGCUGUUGGCAUACUAUUACCGGGUGGUAUAUCGUGUGGAUGGCCAUUUCACAAGAGAGGGUGAAAGCCAUGCAGUGCCGCAGGACAUAAUCGAAACAACCCCUCUGCAACGACAAGCCAUGGAGGAUGUCAUCGGUGCGUUGCGGAGGCGAGAAAAGGCGGCAAAGGGGAGGGGGGCGCCAAGUUGCGAUAAGAAGGAAGGUAUAGCUACCAGGGACUAUGAUGAGUGUGACGCCGAGCUGAAGCACACCAUCCGCAAAUUUUACAUCUCGCUCAUCUGCCAGACUGUCGGAAGCAGGCCAUUCCGGUCUGCCAUCUUGAGCUUCUGUGCUAUGCUCAGCCGGACGAAGGCUCUGACGCGCCGGCAAUCUAUCGGCACUCACCUGGACUGCCCAGCUCAUCCUGUUCGACUUCGUGUGCUUCCAGAAGCAGGACGACGGCCGGCUGCCAAAGAAGAUGGAAUCAUCGCGGCCGCCCGUAGGCUGCAUAACGACCCAGAGCUACAGUUGCGUCGCCCUGGUCAGCGGGAUGCCAUGCUGGCGACCAUGGGUCCACGUGCACCUGAGCAGGUCAUCGUCGUUCUUGCAACGGGUUCGGGGAAGACAUUGGUAUUCAUGGUCGGAGCCACACUGGCGGGAGCUGAAACAACCAUCCUGAUCCUUCCCACUGUAGCCUUACGUGGUAAUAUGCUCGGGCGUCUUGAUAAAGUCGCGCUAAAGCACCAUAUCUGGCGCCCAGGCUCGAAGAAAUCAGCCCCCAUCGUUGUUGUAUCGGCCGAGGCAGCUUGUACAGAGGCGUUCCUAGAGUAUGCCAAUCGACUGUCUGGUAGACAGUGUCUAGAUCGGAUCGUGAUCGAUGAAUGCCAUCUCACGAUCACAGCAAGCUGUUACCGACGAAGUAUGUCGCAGCUAGCAUGGCACGUACGGCAGAUUCGUACACAGACUGUCUGGCUGACAGCGACACUACCACCAAUCUAUCAAGAGCUUUUCUUCGAGCACAAUAAGCUCGUGCGGCCGCAUAUCGUCAGAGAGUCAACAAAUCGUCCUAACAUCCGAUACAUCGUCCAGCAAGAACGUGGGCUAGGCAAUCUAUGUGAGCAGGCAGCUUGUCUUGCACAGUCUUGCUGGACCCGGACAGACCUGUUCAAGAGCGAGCGGGACCGGGUCAUUAUAUACUGCCCGACGAAGGAUCUCGUGGCAGAGCUUGCUGACAUGCUCGGCUGUCCGUCCUACACAGCCGAGUCCGGCACAGAAGAAGAGAAGAUGGCGAUCAUAGAGCGAUGGCUAACGGCAGCCGAUUCGCCCAUCAUCGUGGCGACGUCAGCGCUGGGUCCUGGGUUUGACUACCCUCAUAUUCGAUUGGUCAUUCACGUCGAUGCCCCGAGCCUUCUGACGGAUUUCUCUCAGGAGUCAGGUAGAGCGGGUCGGGAUGGCGAAGUAGCCGAGUCGAUCGUUUUACUUAGUGCAGCCUGGCAGCCGCAGUUAGGUCGACCUGUAGCAGCAGACAAAGAGGCCAUGCAACUGUAUCUUUUGCAGGAAUACUGCUCGCGCGGGGUCUUGAGCCAAUUCCUUGAUAGCAAACCUGACUGGCGGUGGUGCAUGGAGGGCGAUGAGCUCUGUAGCGUUUGUCCCGAGCAUCACGUGCAAUGCCGACCGCCUACCCUAGAGUUCCAUCUACCACGGCCCCUACGUGAUGAGACUGAAGCCGGACAGGACGGGGACAACGGCAGCGGUGACGUUGCCGUUAGUGAGAUGAUCUUUACUGGACCUGCCGAGGUGCUCCAUCAGGACCAAGUACGUGAUGAAGAAUUGAGCCGGUAUGAAAGAGAUCUUGAGACAAUGAAAGGCUGCUGUCUCUAUUGCCGCGUAGAAGGAAAAUCGUUUGAGCAUACCGUAACAGCUUGUGCUCGACGUUUUGAUUGGAUUCGAGCUAAGCAAAAAGCACUUCGAGACUGCCAGAGCAAGAAGAAGGAAUGGAUGGACCGGCACGCUGUGUGCUGGAAGUGUUACCAGCCGCAAGAGAUCUGCCGAGCUGCGGAUCCAGAGUACGAAGGGGACAACUCAUGCCAAUACCCAGAUAUGGUAAUGCCUCUAUGCUUUGGCGCAUUUAGUCGGCCAGGCCGUACUAAAUGGUUCUUAAAGCAUUUCAACAAGUCAUUUAAGACAUGCCAGGAAUACAUGUUGUGGCUUGGUAAAGGUGCCUCUCUAGGCGGUAGUCGAUGUGUAAAUGCCAACUGUGUAGCUGCUCUUUUACUGGGAGAGUUUGAGUAG